CCCUCCAGGGCAGGGCCCGUGCACCUUCCCGCUUCACCCACCAUGUGCUGCAACAUGCAAAUCAUGGAGUUUGGGUCGAAGUCCAAAUUCCACCUUGGUCACUGGGCAGUUGAAUGACAAAAGCCACGUCUUCCAACCUCCUUGAGUCAAUUCCUCAUUUUCCAACUUUUGUUCCAGGAGAUAUAGAUUCAGUCUUUGCUCUCAUUGAGCUUAUAUUCUGGUGAAAACACAUACAGUCAAUGAAUUAAAAGUAAGAUUAUGAUGAGUUAAAGCAUGUCUCAGGAAGAAAAUAAAUAGGCUGGAAUAACAGAGUAAUGGAAGAGAUGGACUUCUCCAAAGUAACCAGAGAAAGCCAUCUUGUGGAGGUGAUCUUUGAAUUAAGAGCUGAAGGACGAGAAAGUGUGAUCUGUGGAAAAAGCUAAGGGAAGGGAAUUGUCAGCAGAGGCAGCAGUAGGUGAGAAAGGCUCGGUGUGUUCAACCAGGAGAGGCGAGUGUGGCGCGGUUGUGGAUGUAAGGAAAGAAUGGGGCGAGAUGGGCUCAGAGAAGCAGGCCGGAGCCAGGGCCUGCGGUGGCUUCAGUCAAGGACAAAGAGAAGCCUUGAGGGGUUUUCAGCAGGGAGCAUGACAACGGAGACCCUCAGAUGCUUAGGAUGAACAGAUUGGGGUAGGACACAUUUGGAGGCUGCCUACAGGUCCAGGUGAGAGAUGAUGGUGAUAGAGCAGGAGAGACACAAACAGAUUCAUGUAGCACGUCUCCCUGAUGUUGUCCCCCAACCGUGGUGUAUGCAGCUUGAGGGCAGCACCCUCAUCUUGUCCUGGCCUUGGUCACCUGCACAUCUGCGGAGCACCUGUCGUGUACCCAGUGUCACACUUGAUUUCUGUUAGUGUGCUCCGUCUUCAUUCUGGUCCCAUGAAAUAGUUACUAUUUCCAUUUUGUAUGCAAAGAAACUCAGAGAGAUUCCUUUUCAAAUCUGUCUGAUGCCCCAGCCACCUGUCUUACCUCUGCACCACUGUACGUAUAGAUGCUGAUAAAUGUGAAUCAGUGGGCUAAGGCUAAGUCCCCAGUGCCCAAGAGGUACAAUGUGCAAGUACAGGAGAGUCUUUGGGCCAAAAAUAGCUUCUUUCAUACAGACACCAGUUGAAUGUUCUGCCCCAUUGGACCUGAAGGCCUCAGAUAAGAGAUGAAUGACCUGGGAAUGAAAAACACAUUUUGCUCUAGUCAGCUGUUAGAUCAGCAGAGGAACGCAUGCUCCUGGGCGGUGUGCCACUGGGGAGUGGGAGGCAAGAAAGUCACAUUUGGGAGGGUGAGGAAAAUGAGGGGAGGUGGGGAAGAUAGCAUGGGGGUGAUGAGUGCUGGAGAGAACUAGGAGGGUGGUGUAAGUAACAGAUACCAGCGAGGGUACCUGCCGGCCCCGUGGCAGGCGUUGAAUACAUGUGCCAGACUCCUUAGCUAUGGCAGUGUCUUGUAGGCUUCUCAUACUGAUCCUAUGAGGUGGGCCUGACUGUUUCCUUGAUUCUAGGGGGGUCAUCAAUCUAAUAAAAGCUUUUCAUAGAAAAACAGACAUUACACUUUCACAGUGAUGUUUGUUACACUUUUAUUACUGGAAGAUAGAAUGUAUUUUUGCAUAAUGUAAGCACUUUCCUCUUCAGGAUAACAAUGCAGGCUUGAAUCAAAGCCUUAGAGGCUGAGGAGGCUUCAGCCGGCUUCAGCUGUGCCCCUGCAGCUCUCUGUAACCCACCCAGGACUUCUUCCACACCCUUAGGGUUGACAGUGUAAUUUAGAGCAGAAUUAAGAAUGCAGGGUUCCUUCUGCAUUUCCUACUAUAUUAAACUUGUAGUUUUUUUCCCCAUCUUUUGACUGACUGACACUCAGUGCUUGACAACCGCACAGCCUCCCCUAGCUUUGAGCCGUUCUGCUUAGAUUUGCCUAAAUCUGCAAUGCACCUGCACUGACAGCCUCGUGUAUUCUCUCUGGUGACUGGCAAGGUCGUGGUUAUUGUUUUCAGCAUUGGUUCUGAGAUUCAUUCCUAUUACUUGUUAAAGAAAAGUUCAAGUGUGUCUUAGAAUUAGUUUGUGAAGCUGACAGUGAAGUUGCUGAAGAGGUUACAUCACCUGUCCCAGCUGCCAGGUGGCGUCACUGGGAACCCAAAGCGAGCCUGUCACGUACUCCUCACCGUUCAGGGUACAAAUAUUCCCCUCCUCCUUCUCUUGAACCCUCUCCAGGCAGGCCUCCUUGCACCACUCCACCCGACCUGCUCUUGUCAAUGUCACAGAUGACCUCCCUCCACAUGGCCCGUUCUCAGUCACCAACGGUCCCUCCUAAGGACACCUGCCCUCACUUGGCUUUCCUGGGUCCCCUGCAUCCGCCGGAGCCAGCUCAGUUCCUCUCCCCGACUCCUCCUUGCCCACAUGCCCUUCAUGAGCUUGUCCCCUGACUCCUCCUGUCUUCUUGUCUUUGCUUCCUCAGUGACCAGCUGGCUUUCAGACACAAAUGAUGCUCACGUGGAGACCUGCUCCCCGCUCCGCUGCCUACACUGCAGCACUCCUGGGCUGCUAAUAAGCUUUGCAAACUCAAAGUCUUAACCCACACUGUGGUUUUCCCCUCCUGCCUCAUCCUACACUGGCUCCUUUGUGAUUUUUUGCAUCUCAAUAAAGGGUGACUUACUUCUAGUUGCACAGAUAAAAAUAUUGGCAUCAUCCUGACUCUUUUCUCUCUCACUCCUGUGUGCAAUCCUUUAGCAAAUUAUCUGCUUGACCUUAAAAUGACAUCUAAAAUUUAGUCCACAGCUAUCACCCUGGCCCAGCCAUGUUAGCCACUCACCUAAUAUAACUGACCCACCGCUUUCACCCAGGCCCUUCAACAGCCCCUUCCCCACCCAGCAGCCAGACUGACACUCCAGAGCCUAAGUCAGAGCAAGUUGUCAGCUGCUUAAAGCCAUCCAGGGGCUCCAUACCUCAGAGAGGCCAAGCCCUUAUAGGCAGCCAGGCCCACUGUCACCUGGUGCCCACUAGAUCUCUGACCUCUGCUUCUCCUGUGUCCCCUGGUGCUGACACUCUCCAGCCACCCGGGAGCCCCUGCUGUUCCCAGGUAUGCCAUGCGCAUCCACUGCAGGUGCUCAGGGCUUUGUGCCGGGGGCUUCCUCUGAGCUGCUUUCUUUUCCAGACUCCUACGUGGCUUGCUCCCUCACUUCCUUGAGUUUUCUGCAAGUGAUACCCCCAAGAGAGGCCUCCCUUGUACUGCCUGGAUAAAAACACCUCCCCGAAUUCUAUCCCACUCACUCUGCUUGAUCUGCCCCACAGCACAUACAUCCCUUGGGACGGCAGACGCUGCCUUGUCCAGGGCCCGUGCACGCCACACUAACCCAAGCCCCGUGCGAGCAGGGACACAACCGCUCAGUCACCACUGUGUCUUAGCAUAGCCCGUCCCAAAGCAGCUCUCUGAGAACGACUACUGAGUUAGCAGACAAAGGAGGAAUGAGUGGAGAGCCCAGUACCAGAGGUCUGCGGCUCUCGUGGGCACGCUGAGGCUCUUGCUAUGACCGCAGUCUCUUCGAGGAGCCAGGACCGUCCCUUGCCACAGCAGCCGCACCUCCCUCCCGCUCCGCCCUGCCCGCCCUCGGCCCCGAGCCACCAUGGGCAGUGUCAGCAGCCUCAUCUCGGGCCACAGCUUCCACAGCAAGCACUGCCGGGCUUCGCAGUACAAGCUGCGCAAGUCCUCCCACCUCAAGAAGCUCAAUCGGUAUUCAGACGGGCUGCUGAGGUUCGGCUUCUCCCAGGACUCGGGUCGUGGCAAGUCCAGCUCCAAAAUGGGAAAGAGUGAAGACUUCUUCUACAUCAAGGUCAGCCAGAAGGCCCGGGGCUCCCACCAUCCAGACUACACUGCACUGUCCAGCGGGGACAUAGGGAGCCCAGCGGGGGUGGACUUUGGCCCGCCCACCCCACCCAAGCUCAUGCCCUUCUCCAAUCAGCUAGAAAUGGGCUCAGAGAAGGGGGCGGCGAGGCCCACGGCAUUCAAGCCGGUGCUGCCGCGCUCAGGAGCCAUCCUCCACUCCUCUCCGGAGAGUGCCGGCCGCCAGCUGCACCCCGCCCCGCCAGACAAGCCCAGGGAGCAGGAGCUGAAGCCCAGCCUGUGCUCUGGGGCCCUGUCGGACUCCGGCCGGAACUCCAUGUCCAGCCUGCCCACGCACAGCACCACCAGCAGCUACCAGCUCGACCCGCUGGUCACACCCAUGGGGCCCACCAGCCGUUUCGGGGGCUCCGCCCACAACAUCACCCAGGGCCUCAUCCCCCAGGACAGCAACAUGAUGAGCCUGAAGGCCCUGUCCUUCUCGGACGGGGGCAGCAAGCUGGCCCACUCCAGCCAGGCGGACAAAGGCCCCUCGUGCGUCCGCUCCCCGAUCUCCACGGACGAGUGCUCCAUCCAGGAGCUGGAGCAGCAGCUGCUGGCGAGGGAGGGCGAGCUGCAGAAGCUGCAGCGCAGCUUCGAGGAGAAGGAGCUGCCCCCCAGCCAGGCCCACGAGGGGCCGUGGCGCGGCAAGGAGGAGCCGGGCGGCCCGGAGCUCAAGGGCGGCGGCAAGCUGAAGCCGGCCUCGCAAAAGGGCCCGCGCCCCCAGCAGCUGCUGCACCUCCAGGUGCUGCAGCUCCAGCAGGAGAAGCGGCAGCUCCGGCAGGAGCUUGAGAGCCUCAUGAAGGAGCAGGACCUGCUGGAGACCAAGCUCAGGUCCUACGAGAAGGAAAAGACCAGUUUUGCCCCUGCACUGGAGGAGACCCAGUGGGAGGUGUGCCAGAAGUCGGGUGAGAUCUCUCUCCUGAAGCAGCAGCUCAAGGAGGCCCAGACGGAGAUCAACGCCAAGGCCAGCGAGAUCCUGAGCCUGAAGGCGCAGCUGAAGGACGCUCGGGGCAGGCUGGAGGGCGCGGAGCUCAGGACGCGGGACCUGGAGGGCGCUCUGCGCACCAAGGGCCUGGAGCUGGAGGUCUGCGAGAACGAGCUGCAGCGCAAGAAGAAUGAGUCGGAGCUCCUGCGCGAGAAGGUGAACCUGCUGGAGCAGGAGCUGCGCGAGCUGCGGGCUCUGCGGGCCCAGGCCGCCCUGCAGCGGGACGGGCUGGCCCCGGGGCCCGGCCUCGCAGAGGACGUCCCCGUGCUGCAGCGGGAGCUGGAGCGGCUGCGCGCUGAGCUGCACGAGGAGCGGCAGGGCCACGACCAGAUGUCCUCAGGCUUCCAGCACGAGAGGCUGGUGUGGAAGGAGGAGAAGGAGAAGGUGAUCCAGUACCAGAAGCAGCUGCAGCAGAGCUACCUGGCCAUGUUCCAGCGGAACCAGCGCCUGGAGAAGGCCCUGCAGCAGCUGGCCCGGGGGGAGGGCGCCGCGGAGCCCUUGGAGGUGGACCUGCAGGGGGCCGACAUCCCCUACGAGGACAUCAUAGCCACCGAGAUCUGAGGGGCCCGCGAGCGGGAGAGCAGAGACCUGGUGUUGGAAGUCGGGGGGCUGAGCCCCUCCACAGCCCCUGCUCAGCACCGACCUGGGGGGCGUGCAGGAGGGGCAGCUCCCUGGCUUCCCUCCCCUGUCCACCUCCCAGAGCUCCCCCCAUCACUGGAGCCUGCUAGACCUCUAGCCUUCCUGAGAACUGGGUCCAGGACCUCCAUCGUCUGGCUAAGGGCUCCGUAAACCUUGGCCUGUGUUCAGAAUACUUAGAGACCCUCUCCCAGGGAUGAUGGGCGACUGCUGUGAAGGCCAAGGCCACCCCAGAAGCUGCUUUCCGCCUCUCCCCUCGGCCCCUUUCCUCCCCCAGGCACACUGGGAUGCUUGGGAAUAGAAAGAAGCCACUUGUGACCACAAGUCCUGGAAAUGGACCCUGUCCUGACCUGAGCUGCUUUCCUCAGGCCGCGGAGUUCCAGGGCUGAGUGGGGGGUGGAGAGUCCGCCUUGGCAGCAUCAGAGCCCCCCCAACCCAAUCUGGGCAAACCACAGAAGGGGGUGAUGGCUGGGGCUGCCCAGAGUGACUAGCCUCAGCGGGACCCAGAGGGUGCAGGGGAGAGAACCUGCGUCCUCCUGGCCACACCCUGCUGGGCCCUGCUGGCCAGACGUGAGCAGUCUCUGGGUGGCUGGUGGCUUCUGACCUCAGCGACCACUCCUAAGACCAUAGACAUGGGGCCCUGGGCGGGUGCCAGGGAGAGAAGAUUGGAGGCCCCCUGACAGUGAGGGCGUGGCUUUCCAGAUGUCCCAGGGAGAGCCUCAGGGGCUUUUUUCUUUCCUUGGGGACCUCCAGGUUGGGUUUUCCCCAUCUGGUUCAAGUUGGCUAGCAGCUUCUCUGAGCUUCUUUCCUUCCCGAGGGGCAAGCCCUUGCUGCAUGCAGAAGAGCCCACACCCACUGAGGCAGUGCAGAGGUGAUGGGCGUGUAGAUCAGUUCAGGUCCCAUGCCCAAUUCCAGCGAGUCCUUACAGGUUGGCAGGGUCUGCAGGGGCCCCAUGGGCCAGAGCCCCAGGCAGGAGAGUGAGCCCCAGGGCUGCCACAUGCCUCCAGCUAUAAAGAAUCCAAGAUCCAGGGAGCUGCAGCUCAUGGGGACUGGGCCAGCGCCCCGGGGGAGGCUGGGCUUCUCUCUCCAGGAUGUGCAGAGCUGGGGGAGUAGAGAAACGGCGGAGUGUCCCAGUUGCUUGGUUCAAGAAAUUUACUUUUUUUCUUCUUUCAUCUUUUUUUCCUUGUCUUUUCAGAAGCAAGCCAGAUCUAGCAGGCAGCCAGGCUGUUGCAUGUUCUAUUUCUGCCUCUAGCCACAGCUGCUGUUCUUAGGACAGCCAGCCCUCACUGGGCUCCUGAGCCCGUGCCUGCCUGCUGAGCGGGUUCAUGGAGGUGGGAGAAAAUAGAACAUAGAACGUCUGAGUCCCGCACAGCCUGAGACCAAUGUCCCAGCCCGGUUCUGCCUCCCUGGCAGCCAGCCCUGGUAGUGCCCGAGGUGCAAGUGGGGGGCUGUUUCUCUUCUUGUGGCCCCGCCUCCCCCCUAGGGUCUGCCACAUGCCCUCUGGCAGCCUGGGCUGAGGGCAGGCCCUUCCCAGCAGUGGGCUCUGCCUUUCGGUGCCAGGGUCGUGCUGUGUCUGCCCUGCUGCCUCCACCCGAGAAGGGCUUUUCUGGAAUGUCUCUUAGUCAUGAGCCAGAUUUACCCUGGAAUCUGGGCCAAGGGACCCUCACCAGGUAGAGCACAUACCCUCAAGUCAAAGAUGCCCCAUUCCUUGUGCCACAGCCCUCGGCCCUCCAUUUCCACCAGCCUGUGCCUUGUCUGAGUCCUUCCCAGUGGGACUCCUCCCCAGGCUGGAGAUACCACCCCUACCCUCAAAGAGCAGCCCAAACCCCGGCGCUCUGCCCUCGAGUUCUCACCUGAGAAGAGGGGGUGCUAAGCCCUGGGGAGGGGCAAAACCUGGGUCACCUCGGUGUGAGCAUGACCGUGCCCUACAGCCUGCACCCCUGCCCCAGGCCAAGUUGUAGAUUCCCUCGGAGCUGCUGCAGGCCACGACCCCAGGGCGGCCACGGUGGCACCGGAAAGCAGUGGUGUCCUGUAGCAUAGUGACCUUGCUGCCAGGCGGCUCUCUUCCCUUCCUGUGGGGAAACGUCCUUACUAUUCCUGGACCAUGCCAAACCCAGACUCCCCGGAGGGAGGCUCUGAAGAGCAGAGGCUGCACAGGGACUGGGGAGGUGGUGACACUGGCCUUGGAACAGCGGCCUGGCCCAGGUCCAGCACAAGCUGCUGCCCUUCCCACUGACACUCCCACCGCCAUGCCUGCUCGCUCCAUCAGACUGACCCACUCUGCUCCCCAGAGGAUGCCUGACCUGAAAACGCUCUGGCCACCUGCAGACAGGGCAGCACCCUGCACCGCCUCACCAGGGAGGGGACUCUGCCUCUGGGCCUUACACUGAGCAGACUCUCACAGGGCACCCGCCGUGGCUGUCCUCAUUCAGGGAACUCCUGCCAGGUGCGCUCUGCCGCCGGGGCACUGGGCUGUAAGGGUGCUGCCCCUCUCCUGAGACGCGCAUGCUGAGCCUCUGCCCCUGGGUCCUGCUCUUGUCCCAGCCCAGCCUGGGCCACGUUUGGGGUGAGAGGGAUGCCCAGGGGCAAGCGAGCCGGUGCUCUUGGAGCAGCAGGAGGGAGGGGGCUCCCCCUGCAGACCCAGAGUUCUCCUGAGCCAAGCCACCCCAGCAGGAGGCCCCGCAUCCUGUCCAAACCCACAGUCCCUCACCUCUCGUGUGCUCUGUCUCGAGCUGCAUCUGCUGGCAGAGCUGGAGCCCCAGCCGGGGCUGCCUUUGGAUGGACUGGCAUUAGGUAGAAUGUGUACAUAGUUGUUUUUCUCUUGGUUGUUCCUUGUUUUUUUGGUUUGCUUUGCUUUUGACAGCUUCAUUUUAUUUUAUUUUUGAUGCCCCUUUUUAGCCAUGUAAACUAUUUCUGGUAAUUUUAUGAUUUUAUUUAUGAAUAAAGAAUGCCAUUUCUCA
Molecule: messenger RNA, 8469 nt
Organism: Manis pentadactyla (Chinese pangolin)
Lineage: Eukaryota; Metazoa; Chordata; Mammalia; Pholidota; Manidae
Gene: LZTS1
Product: leucine zipper tumor suppressor 1
Exons: 4
Coding region: 3632-5434 (600 amino acids)
Biological process (GO): regulation of dendrite morphogenesis; regulation of synaptic plasticity
Cellular component (GO): dendritic spine
Source: RefSeq, a predicted model, not a curated record